This is a messenger RNA of Symbiodinium necroappetens, 446 nucleotides long. Lineage: Eukaryota; Dinophyceae; Suessiales; Symbiodiniaceae. The record is from the annotation of a GenBank genome assembly.
GCGUAGAGAUGGAGGUGCCCUCGACCCUCGUGGAUCCGGCACUUCGGCGAGGCGGUGCCUUAAAGAGUUGGCAGCGGCGGGCUUUACGGAAGCGAGGGCGGGAAGAAGCUUUUGCGCACCUGCCUGUAAUGUUCGAGGCCAGCCACUUUGGACCUGAGGCUCCUGGCAGCCAGGCAGCCUUGUUAGCCAACGCUUCUCUCGUGGCUGGCCUUCAUCCGGAUGAGGCCACCGAGGCCAUCGUGGACUUGGCCUUGGAUGCGGGACGCCGCUUUGCGGUGGUGCCUUGUUGCGUCUUCGCAGAGAAGUUUCCGUCCCGUGAGCUCGCACCAGGCGUGCCAGUCCGGACACUGAACCAGUUCUGCGCGUAUCUUUGUGCCAAAGAUCCUCGCAUAAAAGAAGCGCUUCUGGACUUUGAGGGCCGAAACAAGGUUCUCUACAUACUAUGA